UGGCGGCGCAUGCGCCGAGCUGGCCGACUCGAACCGAGGCUUUUAUUGCUGUAGUUUAUUUCCACCCCCUUCCCUCCUGUUCUCUCUCCUCUCUUUUUUUCCGCCCUAGCUGGGGCUGUGUUGGAGGAGAGGAAGAAGGAGAGACAGAGGCUUGUAUUCGUCCUUUACCUUCUUGAGACUUGCUACGAACAAGACCACAUAGGCGGUUGCAUCUUUUUCAAUUCUGCAAAAAAAAAAAAAAAAAAAAAUUAUAUAAAUAUAUAUACACAUACCAGAUCCCCUUCCCGGCAGUUUUUGCUGUAAAGCUGCCCUCUUGCAAUUGAUUUUUUUCCCAGGAGAGAGAUGUCUUACCAGGGGAAGAAGAAUAUUCCACGCAUCACGAGUGAUCGUCUUCUGAUCAAAGGAGGUAAAAUUGUUAACGAUGACCAGUCCUUCUAUGCAGACAUAUACAUGGAAGAUGGGUUGAUCAAGCAAAUAGGAGAAAACCUGAUUGUGCCAGGAGGGGUGAAGACCAUCGAAGCCCAUUCCAGAAUGGUGAUCCCAGGAGGAAUCGACGUGCACACUCGGUUCCAGAUGCCCGACCAAGGAAUGACAUCUGCUGAUGACUUCUUCCAAGGGACUAAGGCGGCCCUGGCCGGGGGGACCACCAUGAUCAUCGACCACGUGGUUCCCGAGCCCGGGACCAGCCUGCUGGCUGCCUUCGACCAGUGGAGGGAAUGGGCCGACAGCAAGUCCUGCUGCGACUACUCCCUGCACGUGGACAUCACCGAGUGGCACAAGGGCAUCCAGGAGGAGAUGGAAGCCCUGGUGAAGGACCACGGGGUAAAUUCCUUCCUUGUGUACAUGGCUUUCAAAGAUCGCUUUCAGCUGACCGACUCCCAGAUAUAUGAAGUCCUGAGUGUGAUCCGGGAUAUCGGUGCCAUCGCCCAAGUCCAUGCAGAAAAUGGCGACAUCAUCGCAGAGGAGCAGCAGAGGAUCCUGGAUCUGGGCAUCACCGGCCCUGAAGGACACGUGCUCAGCCGGCCGGAGGAGGUGGAGGCUGAAGCGGUGAACCGUUCCAUCACCAUUGCCAACCAGACCAACUGCCCCCUGUACAUCACCAAGGUGAUGAGCAAGAGCGCUGCUGAAGUCAUCGCCCAGGCCCGGAAAAAGGGAACCGUGGUGUAUGGCGAGCCCAUCACCGCCAGCUUGGGAACUGAUGGCUCCCACUACUGGAGCAAGAACUGGGCCAAGGCUGCUGCCUUUGUCACUUCCCCGCCCCUGAGCCCAGAUCCAACCACUCCAGACUUUCUCAACUCCUUGCUGUCCUGUGGCGACCUCCAGGUCACUGGCAGUGCCCACUGUACUUUCAACACUGCCCAGAAGGCUGUAGGAAAGGACAACUUCACGCUGAUUCCCGAGGGGACCAACGGCACUGAGGAGCGGAUGUCCGUCAUCUGGGAUAAGGCUGUGGUCACUGGGAAAAUGGAUGAGAACCAGUUCGUGGCUGUGACCAGCACCAACGCAGCCAAAGUCUUCAACCUUUACCCUCGGAAAGGCCGCAUUGCUGUGGGAUCCGACGCAGACCUGGUCAUCUGGGACCCCGACAGCAUUAAAACCAUCUCUGCCAAGACACACAACAGUUCUCUGGAGUACAACAUCUUCGAAGGCAUGGAGUGCCGCGGCUCUCCGCUGGUGGUCAUCAGCCAGGGGAAGAUCGUCCUGGAGGACGGCACGCUUCAUGUCACCGAAGGCUCUGGGCGCUACAUCCCCCGGAAGCCCUUCCCUGACUUUGUUUACAAGCGUAUCAAGGCCAGGAGCAGGCUGGCGGAGCUAAGAGGCGUGCCCCGCGGCCUGUAUGACGGACCCGUGUGCGAGGUGUCCGUGACGCCCAAGACGGUCACUCCAGCCUCCUCGGCCAAGACGUCGCCUGCCAAGCAGCAGGCCCCGCCUGUCCGCAACCUGCACCAGUCUGGAUUCAGCUUGUCCGGCGCACAGAUUGAUGACAACAUUCCCCGCCGCACCACCCAGCGCAUCGUGGCGCCCCCUGGCGGCCGUGCCAACAUCACCAGCCUGGGCUAGAGCUCCUGGCCCCACCGGCUGCCUGGGGACGGGGGAUGGGACACCUGAGGACAUUCUGAGACUUCCUUCCUUCCUUCCUUCCUUUUCUUUCCUUUUUUUUUUUUUUUUUUUUUUUAAGAGCCUGUGAUAGUUACUGUGGGGCAGCCAGUUCAUGGGGCGCCCUGUGGGGCCCUGCUCCGCCGCCACGCGGAGCUCCCGGUGUCGCUCACCGCUUCCCUAGGCAUCCACCCACCCGUACACAGAACCGCAUCCAACACUCAGACAUGCACCACAAAGCAAAUCACCAAGAGGGGUCUGCAUCGCGAACCUCUGCUGUACUCCGUAGCAUCUGCCUUUCACUGAGGGAAGAGAAAGUGAACUGCCCAGAGCUGCCUUCUGCUUUUCUUUUAAAAAAAUUAUUUUAAUUAAAAGUUUUCUUUGUGGGGCUGGGGAGGUUCUGGGAGUGGGAGAGUUAUCUUUUUUUUUUUUUUUUUUUAAUAGUCCAUUGGAAAGUCUAAUUUAAUAUUAACACAAGGGGUUUGAACUGGACAUCCUAAUGAUGCAAUUACAUAACCAUCGCGCUGAGUCAGGGGGUUGGCAGAGGGGUCGCGUGGGGCCUCCACACGGCCACUGCCAUCAUUUUCUGGAUCAGAUGUGUUCAACGGGCAGGUUUUCUUUUUUCUUUUUGGCCUAGUUUUUGCUGCAUACCGAAUCUUUUGAGGAUUCUCUUCUCCACCAUUUUCUUGUGUGUGUGCACUGUGUUCUCUCUCUGUCUCUAGCUUUUUCAUUCAUGAACAUUUUCACAUCUCUCUUCUCUUUGUGUUUUCUCUGGCCCUCGUCUCUGAGACAGUGGAUGUCCCUUCUUCUCUGGCUGUCUUUCCACUUCACCCUGUCUCCCAUUUUACUGUGGUCCCAGGACCUGCCCGGAAGGACUCCAGCUUUGCCACUGUCACCAUGGUAACCUGUCAUCCUAGUCCAUGUAAGAUUGGUGCUACCCUCUGCCAUCGCGAGGCCACCAUUUGAAUCUGAGACCCUGGCCAGGCGCAGGGCCAGGCCGGGUUGUGCUGCCCACGCGAUCGCACAAGGGCCUAGAAUGGAACCGCAAACAGCGCCGAGAUGCGGAAGUUGGAGGCUGCACACCUUGCGUGGGUUUCCUCUGGGCAAUGCUGAUUGGCUGAAGUGACAGCCCCGUAGGUCCAGCCCUGUAACCCAGGUGAGCCAAUGGCCACUGGCGACUACCUGCUUAGAGUGCUAAGCCAGCAGGGGUCUGGCUCUCCGGUCCUGCAGUUUCCUGGGCAUGUAUCUAGACCACACUGAGGCUCCUCACCUUGGGGAGGAAAAAAAGUUUUUUUUUGUUUUGUUUUGUCCAAUUAUUUCUAAAGACAUAAUGCAAUAUAGGGAGGCCUUAUAAAUUCAGAAAACCCUUGGAAAAUUUGACCUGAGUUCGUUUUACUUUGCAAGAGGAAAAGUCAGUUUUAGCACUGCUACUACGUCACAUCGGCUCUGUUUUGGGGAGAAAACGUUACCAGUUAGACGUGUGUGCCCCUCAGAGACCUAGGGUGACCCUGGCUCCUUGUCUCAGUGACGCUUUCCCACCGGCUGCCUCCUCCAUGUCCAGCCCUGUCCUUGCUGACUUGUGUGGCAGGGCCUUCCAGCUGUGUCCGCGGGUUGUUAGGAGCAAUGCUGUGCUCUCUGGCUCCUGUAAAGCCAGAUCCGCUGUCCUAAAGCGUAACAUCCAAAAGUAGGCCAUUACACCAUCCACUCGCCUCUCCUCACGUUAUGCCUUUGGGGUUAUGGUUGGGGUUUGGAACUUUGUUGUUGUUGUUUUAUUUGUUAUUUUAAAAGUAAAUUGCACUUUUAAAAAAAUAAUUGGUUGACUUAAUAUAUUUGCUUUUUUUUUCUCACCUGCACUUAGAGAAAAUUUGAACAAGUUGGAAAAAAAGUUUUGUUUCAAUUCUAAGAAACACUUGCAGCUCUUCAGUAUUCACUUGAGUCUUCCUAUUUUUUUUUUCCUGUACCAGAUCAUGGCAAUUUUGGUUGUUCAAUUGUUUUCUUAAGAAACGAUUUAAAACCUGAAAAUUCCCCAGGCUGUGUAAGCAUGUUUACUUGUUGGCUUGCUUUGUGUGUGUGUUCAAUGAAUGUCAUAUGUAAAUGCUAAAAUAAACUGACAGUGUCUCAGAACUGAUUAACUGCAGUGACUUGAUGCUCUAAAACAGUGUAGGAUUGAAUAAUAGAUGGUUUUUAAUCCUUGGAAUUGAAAUUGUGACGUGACCCCUGAGUGGAGGAACUUUCAGUGCUGACGCUGAUAAUGUGUGUAGCCCGAAGAGUACUUUUUUUUUUUGUAACCACUGUCUUAAUGGCAAAAUAAUUAUGGUAAAAUACAAGUCUCGUGUUUAUGAUUCCUUAAGAACUCUGUGUUAUAUUACCAUGGAACGCCUAAUAAAGCAAAAACGUGGUUGUUUCA
Molecule: messenger RNA, 4504 nt
Organism: Lepus europaeus (European hare)
Lineage: Eukaryota; Metazoa; Chordata; Mammalia; Lagomorpha; Leporidae
Gene: DPYSL2
Product: dihydropyrimidinase like 2
Exons: 14
Coding region: 343-2061 (572 amino acids)
Cellular component (GO): cytosol; cytoplasm
Molecular function (GO): hydrolase activity, acting on carbon-nitrogen (but not peptide) bonds, in cyclic amides
Source: RefSeq, a predicted model, not a curated record